CUGGCUCUGAUACCCGUCGUCCCAGCAGAUCCUAAAGGAAGUCGUGGGAACUAAAUCCCGUUUUGAAGGCGCGGGUCUGUGCGACUGAUCUGCGAACAGCAUGUCGGGAGGCGUCACACUACCCGGGCACCGUGCCAUCCUCGCUCUUCGCUCGAUUUGUUGGUCUGUCCGUAAUAAACAGCAGUCGUCGUAGUGGAGUACCGAGAGGCUCGAUACCGUCUCCACCGCCCGUCGCGCGGAGGGAAGUCCCGCACAUCUCGGGGGAUCCUGGCGUUUCUGGAGCGCACCCAGUGACAGGGCUGCGCGUCCUGCCUCAGCAUGGUCUUCGAGUCUCUGGUCAGUGACCUGCUGAACAGGUUUAUCGGAGACUAUGUGGAAAACCUGGACAAGUCGCAGCUGAAGAUCGGCAUCUGGGGAGGUAAUGUGGUGCUGGAGAACCUGAGAGUGAAGGAGAACGCAUUGAGCGAACUGGACGUACCAUUUAAAGUGAAGGCGGGACAAGUUGGGAAACUAACCCUAAAGAUCCCCUGGAAGAACCUGUACACAGAAGCUGUGGUUGCUACCUUAGACGGUCUGUAUCUCCUGGUGGUUCCUGGAGCGACUGAUUGUAAAUCACUUACCACUCCUUAUAAUGCAAUUAAGUAUGAUGUGGCUAAAGAGGAGCGCUACCUGCAGGAAGCUAAACAGAAGGAGCUGCAGCGCAUUGAAGAGGCCCUGCAGCUGGCCGCACGAAGAGACUCUCAGGUGGGAGAGUUUGUGUUUAAUCUGGAAAAUUAUGUCUAUAAGGACGUCCCACGUGACAAAGGACGUAAAUAUAAAAAGCAUAAAAAACCCUUUAGGAGGUCUAAAAAGCAUGACCAGAAACCAGAAAAGUCCCAGGAAGAGAAAAAAGACACAUUUGCAGAGAAACUGGCCACGCAAGUCAUCAAAAAUCUUCAGGUCAAGAUCACCAGCAUCCACAUCAGAUAUGAGGACGAUGUGUCGGACCCUGAGAGGCCUCUCUCCAUGGGUGUAACGCUUUCAGAACUCAGCCUGCAGACAACAGAUGAGAACUGGAGGGCUUGCAUUCUCAAUGAAGCUGCUAAAAUCAUCUAUAAGCUGGGUCGGCUGGAGUGUCUGUGUGCCUACUGGAACGUUAACAGCCCAGUCUUCUACAGAGGCUCAUGGGAGGAAAUACUGGUCAAGCUGAAAGCAGGAAUCAGCACCAAAAACGAGGAACUGAAAGACUAUCAAUAUAUUUUCAAACCCAUCUUUGCUUCUGCCAAGAUGUGCAUCAAUCCGAAUGCUGAGGUUGAGUUGAAGUCACCCAAAGCAAACCUCCACCUGGAGGUGCAGAACAUUGCUAUUGAGAUGACUAAGCCACAGUACUUGUCUAUGGUUGAUCUGCUGGAGUCCAUAGACAGUAUGGUGAAAAACGCUCCCUACAGGAAGUUCAGACCAGAUGUCCCCGUCCACAAGCAUGCCAAGCAGUGGUGGAUGUAUGGCAUCAACAGUGUGUUGGAGGUGCACAUCAGGCACUUCAACCAGAUGUGGAGUUGGACCAAUAUCAAGACACACAGACAGACAUUGAAAGCCUACAAAGCUGUAUACAAAGCCAAACUGACUCAGGGCAAGAUCAGAGAAGACACUGAAAAACAGAUUCUGGAACUGGAGAAAGUUCUAGAUGUGUUCAAUAUCACAUUGGCCAGACAGCAAGCGCAGAUGGAGGUGGUUCGGUCAGGUCAGAAACUUGUUGCCAAGAAGGCAGCAGCUCAAAAACAGGCAGCAGCAGCAGGAGGAGGAGGAGGAGGAGGAGGAGGAGGUUUCUUUAGCAGCUUCUUUGCCAGAAAAGAAGGAAAGAGGAAAGAACAAGAGGAAGAGGACAAAGAGCUGGAAAGUCUAGAUGCGAUCAUGACCACUGACGAGAAAACCAAGUUGUACACCGCUAUCGGCUACAGCAAGAGUUCCCAUAACCUGGCAUUACCUAAAAACUAUGUAGCAGUCAAAGUAAACUUCAAGCUGUUGCGGACAUCAGUGACAGUCCGAGAAGAGGCCAGUGUUCCAGAGAUCCUCAAAGUACAGAUGAUUGACCUCAGCACUACUGUCUCCCAAAGACCUGGAGCCCAGGCUAUAAAAGUGGAGGCCAGUCUGGAGCAUUGGUACGUGACUGGUCUGCAGCAGCAGGGUGUGGUGCCAUCUCUGAUUGCGUCGAGGGGAGACGCACACUCUUCUUUACUCAGUGUCCUGUUCGAGCUUAACCCAGAAGACAGCACUGCAGACCAGCUCCUAAGAGUCCACUCGCAGCCUGUGGAGAUGAUCUACGAUGCUCUGACAAUAAACAGCUUGUCGGAGUUCUUUAAGACAGGGAAGGGAGUGGACCUGGAGGUGAUAACCUCUGCAACGCUCAGCAAACUGGAGGAGAUUAAGGAGAAGACGGCCAGUGGUCUGUCUCACAUUAUUGAGACACGCAAGGUUCUGGACUUGAGAAUUGACCUGAAGCCCUCCUACCUGUUGGUGCCAAAAUCAGGCUUCUACCACAGCAAAUCGGACCUCAUGAUUGUGGACUUUGGUAGCCUACAGCUCAACAGUGUUGACCAGGGCAGUCAUCAGCAGGCAUCUAGCUUCUCAUCGCUGGAAGAGAUCAUGGACAGGGCAUAUGAGAGGUUUUCACUGGAGCUGCGCAGCGUUCAAGUGCUAUACAGCAAAUCGGGCGAAGCAUGGACAAGUGCUCGGAUGCAAGGGUCAUCCAUUCAGCACAUUCUGCAGCCUAUGGACUUCACCUUACAGCUUGCUAAGUGUAUGGUGGAAAAAGAUGCACGCAUGCCCAGGUUUAAGGUUUCUGGGGAGCUGCCGUUGCUGCAUGUAAAGAUUUCCGAUCAGAAGAUUCAUGGGGUUUUAGAGUUGGUGGACAGUAUUCCCCUUCCACACACCACUCCCCCUUCCACUCCUACCCAGAAGGCACUGUCUAUGCCGUUAGCAGAUGCCAGACCAAGGGUGCUGAGUUUAGAUCCAUCAGCGCUGCCGUAUUCCAUGUCAGACUCCGAGGAAGACACCAGUGAAAGGUCCCUGGAUGAGGAAGCUCAGAGAUCAGCCUUUGAAGAGCUAACCAAUGUUCAGUUUAAAUUUGAAGUGAAAAUGGUAUUGUUGGAGCUCACGCGUCAGGCUGCUCAAGAAGACACAGUGUUGGCUCUGAAUGUGUCUCAAUUGGGUGCUGAAGGCAAAAUGCGGACGUAUGACCUCUCUGUGACAUCGUACCUGCGCAAGAUCAGUCUGGACUACUGUGGGUCUAAAGAUGCCCAGAAUCAGCCACUUCAUCUAAUUAGCUCAUCAGACAAACAUGGAUCUGAUCUGCUGAAAGUGGAAUACAUCAAAGCUGAUGUGAGUGGGCCCAGCUUCCAAAGCUUGUUUGACAACACAGAGCAGAUACUGAAGGUAGAGUUUUCCUCGCUGGACUUCCUGCUGCAUACGAAAGCCCUGUUGUCCACCAUUAACUAUCUGAACACAGCAGUGCCUCAGGAGCUCACAGCUUCUAAAGAGAGAGACACUAAGAGACAAGCUGACAAGGCUGCAGCAGGGAAAACAGUGUCUAAGGGCUCGAAGGACUCUGGGGUGGUGAGUUUUAAGCUGUAUGCCAUGCUUGGCUCCUUUGGAGUGGUGGUCUGUGAUGACAGAAGCAAUAUUGCAGACAUUCAAAUCAAAGGCAUCGAUGCAUCUGUGGUCGUCCAGGCCAAAGAGACAGAGGUGUUUGCCCGACUGAGAGACAUCGUAGUGCUAGACGUGGACCCGAAAACAAUACACAAAAAGGCGGUGUCUAUUGUUGGAGAGGAGGUGUUCAGCUUUAAGAUGAGUCUGUAUCCUGCAGCCACAGAGGGAGAGGGCUACUCUGACACUUCAAAAGUGGAUGGCAAGGUCACUUUGAGACUAGGCUGCAUCCAGAUCAUCUACUUGCACAAGUUCCUGAUGUCUCUACUGGAAUCUUUUAGCUAUCAGUAUUCCUCUGCUGAUGAGACAUUUGUGGACAACUUCCAAACAGCCAAAGAGGCCUUAAGUGCAGCUACAGCGCAGGCGGCGGAGAAAGCAGCCUUAAGUGUGAGAGACUUUGCUCAGAAGAGUUUCAGACUCUCAAUGGAUAUUAGACUGAAGGCUCCACUGAUCAUCAUUCCUCAGUCCUCCACAUCCCACAAUGCUUUUGUGAUGGACCUGGGUCUCAUCACUGUGAGCAACAGCUUCUCUCUGCUUCCAGCUGAAGGCUUUCCUCUGCCAGCUGUGAUGGAGACCAUGGACAUCAGACUUACCCAGCUGAAACUGUCAAGGACGGUUCUGAGGCAUGACGGUUCUCCUCAGCCAGAAUUUGAGCUUCUGCAGCCCAUUAACCUGAAGCUGCUUGUUAAGCGUAACCUGGGAGCCUCCUGGUUCACAAAAAUCCCUGGAGUGGAGGUCAAAGGAGUGCUGAAGUCCUUGAAUAUUGGUCUUGGUCAAGAAGACUUUGGAGUUCUGAUGAGAAUCCUAGCGGAGAACAUCGGGGAAGGCAGUAGGACGUUGUCUUCUGAAGUGCAGAAACCAGCUGUUGAAGAGAAAUCUGAAAUGAAUCAAGAACUGAAACCGACGUCUCCUGCGGAAGCAGGAAGUCAGCAAGCAAUCACCAAUGGAAACUUUAGUGAGAACAUUGUCAGUGUUCUCCUGAACUUUGAAAUAAUGGAGGUCAUGAUGACACUGAAGAAGCCGAAAGAUAGGAAUGAGUGCCCCUUUUUGGUCCUGCAUGCAGCUCAGCUUGGAGUUCACACUGAAGUCCAUAAAUAUGACAUGCAGGCCACCACAUACAUCAAGACUAUCUCAACGAAGUGCUUGGAGUUCCCAGACUCAUAUGGUGAACCGCUCUGCAUCCUCAGCUCUUCAGCAGAACAGGGAGCUGAGCUCCUCAAAGUGAAGUAUGUCAAGGCCGACAGGAAUGGGCCUAAUUUUGCUACCAAUUUCAAAAACACUGAACAGAGCAUUGAUGUUAAGUUCUCCUCAUUGGACCUGAUGCUCCACACUGAGGCUCUUCUCUCCACAAUGGACUUCCUGUCUGCUGCCAUGUCUUCUAGCAGCCUUCCCUCACCUGAGAAAGAGAGCAAGAGGAGUGAAGAAACAAAGACAAGCUCAACCAAAUCUACUGUGGUGAGCUCCCCCUCUGAUGGUGACAUCACUGAUCUGAAGAUAGACAUGCAGCUGGGGGCGUUCAGUGUGCUGGUGUGUGACCAGAGAUGCAACAUGGCUGACAUCAAAAUUCAGGGCCUGCAUGGUUCUCUGUUAAUGCAGGGGUCCCAAACACACAUGCUCGCUAGACUUCGGGAUUUUGUCAUCAUUAAUGUAGAUCCCAAAACCGUUCACAAGAAGGCCAUCUCUAUUGUGGGUGAUGAGGUCUUCAGUUUCAGUAUGGGUCUAACCCCCAAUGCCACUGAAGGGGUGGGCUACACUGACACCUCGAAGGUGGAUGGCAAAGUAAAGCUCAAUGUUGGCUGCAUUCAAGUGGUCUAUCUUCACAAGUUUGUCAUGUCACUGCUGAAUUUCAGUAAUAACUUCCAGACAGCCAAGGAGGCUUUAAGUGCAGCCACAGCACAGGCAGCAGUCAAAGCAGCCUCGAGUGUGAGGGACUUUGCACAAAAGAGUUUCAGACUCUCCAUGGACAUCAAGCUGAAGGCUCCACUCAUCAUCAUCCCUCAGUCCUCCACAUCUUACAAUGCCAUGGAGGCUGACUUGGGUCUCAUCACUGUGAGCAACAACUUCUCUCUGCUUUCAGUGGAGGACUGUCUACUCCCUGUUGUCAUAGAUAACAUGGAUGUAGAGCUAACCCAGCUUAAGCUGUCCAGAAUUUUUAUGGAGAAAGAUUCAAAUCAACCAAGCUCUGAGCUUCUGCAGCCAGUCAACCUGGUGCUCUCAGUUAAACGGAACCUGGCUGCUACCUGGUACCAGAAGAUGGCUGCUGUGGAGGUUGAUGGAGACCUUAAGCCCAUGAACUUUGCUCUGAGUCAGGAUGAUCUCACUGUGUUGUUGAACAUCCUGAUGGAGAACAUUGGCGAGGCCAGCAGCAUCCAGCCACACGGCAGCCCAGACACAGCGGUCAAACAGGCAGAUAUUCUUGCCAGAGCUCGCACACACACAGGCUCUGAGAUUAUUAUAGAGAAGCAGCCAGAGAGUCCCAAGUCCCAAGAUGCCAAGCUGGUGGAAAGUGUGAAGUUCAGUUUCAAUGUUGAGUCUCUGGGUCUGGUUCUUUACAACAAUGAUCCCACACAGCCUGGUGUGCAUCAGGAGACACUGUGUCUGGGGGAAUUCAAGUUGUGUAAGAUGAAGGCUUCUGGUAAGAUGUUCAGUAAUGGCGAUCUGGAAGUGUCCACCAUCCUCACAGCCUGCACUCUGGAUGACCGGAGGAUUGGCUUAGAGCAAGUCACAUCCAGGAUGCUAGGGAGGCGUGACCAAGAGAGUUCGGAUGCCAUGAUUGAUGUGACGUACUCACAGAGUGGAGACGAGCGCUCAGUGGUGGCUGUGCUCCAGAAGCUCUAUCUGUGUGCCAGCGUGGAGUUCCUCAUGGCUGUGGCUGAAUUCUUCCUCCAGGCCAUGCCUCAGGCUCCAGCCGCUGCAUCAGACAAACACAGUCAGCUUUCAUUCAAACAGAUCCCAGAGCUAAAGAACCAAGUGGAAACCCGAUCAGUCCCUGCUCAGAGGAUCAAGCUUCGUGCCGUGAUCGUGGACCCCGAGGUUGUGUUUGUGGCGAACUUGAUGAAGGCAGAGGCGCCUGCUCUAGUGGCCUCUUUCCAGUGUGACUUCAGCUUGCUUUCCGAAGAGGCAGCUCAAGAAAUGAAGGCCCAUGUGAGGGGCCUCAAGGUUCUCGCCUGCCCCUUCAUCAGAAACAAGGACAACAAGGCUGUUACCACUGUGCUGAGACCAUGUUCUGUUGUCCUGGAAACGAAGAUGUCAGCCAGUGCCCCUCUUACUGGCUCUGUGACUGUAGAGGAAGUUAUUGUAAAAAUUUCUCCUUUCAUCCUCAACACGUUUCUGACCAUCACAGCAGCCAUGGCUCCUAAACCCAAAGAGGAGCCGUCCAGUCAGAAGCCUGAUGAGCUCAGCACCCUCUGGGCAGUAAAGAACAUCUACUCCUGCAACUACUGGUUUCUGGGUGUUGAGACUGCAGCAGAGGUGACUGAAAGCUUCCGCGAAGUAGACAGCAGUAAAGAGGGCGAGAAUUUCAAAGCAGAGGUCAAGGUGGUGCAGGUCACUUUGGAGUCCGGCCAAGGCCAUAGGACUAUUCCCCUACUGCUGGUUGAGUCAUCCUUCAGUGGCUGCGCACAGAACUGGUCAUCCCUGCUCAGUGUGUCGGCAGAUAUGACGCUGGAGGUAAACUAUUUUAAUGAGACUCAUGCUGUGUGGGAGCCGCUUAUAGAGAGAGUGGACAGUGGCAAACGCCGGUGGAACCUCACAGUACAGAUGAAGAAUAACCCUGUCCGGGAUAAGAGCCCUGUUCCUGGCGAUGACUUCGUAAUGCUGCCUGACCCCUGCAGAGCCAUCAACAUCUGCUCCAAAGACACCAUGAACAUCACAGUAUCAAAGUGCUGCCUGAAUGUCUUCCACAACCUCGCACAGGCUUUCUCAGAGAGCACUGCCUCUACUUUUGAUCCCUCUCUGAAGGAGAAAGCUCCGUUCACUAUCCGGAAUGCUCUGGGCAUCCCGCUAAUCGUCCAGCACAGCGCUAACCUCCGUAUUGCUGACUCAGUCUCCAGAGGCAAAGUGCAUGAAGUGGGAGUGGAACAAAGCAGGGAUUUGGAAUAUUCUAUCUUUGAGUCUUCAGCACGGGGAAAACUGUCUGCCUUGCAGAGACAAGAGAGCUGCCUUUUCAACCUUAGCAUAGUGCCCAAAGGCUACAGUGAAAUAUCGAACAUCCCGGUGGACAAGCCAGGUCGCAGGCUUUAUAACGUGCGAAAUCCCAUGCUAGAGGACGCUGUCUCUGUACUGCUGCAGAUCAGUGCCUCAGAGGGCAACAAAGUCAUCACUGUGCGAUCCCCAUUACAGAUUAAAAAUCAUUUCUCCGUGCCUUUUGCCAUUCUGAAGUACUCCUCUGAACUGGGAGGGUUGGUGAAUAUUGGUGUCGCUGAGCCAGAAAAAGAGUUUCAUGUCACACUGGACUCAUACAGAUGUCAGGUGUUCUUGCUGCCUGUCGGACCAUUAGAGGGUCACUAUCAGGAGUCGACCACGUGCAUUGCAUGGAAGGAGCAGGUUCAUGUGAGUUCGGAGGUGCGUUCCGUGCUUCGAUGCCCAGCCCAAGAGAACAGCUUCUUGCCACUGGUGGUCAGUACACUGGCUGUGCCAGAUGACCUGUGCCACAUUGCCAGCCAGGGUGAGGAGGACUGGGACCCCGCCUAUGUUAUCCACCUGCACCCAGCUGUUAUUGUCCGAAACCUGCUGCCCUACUCCAUACGCUACCUGCUGGAGGGUUCAGCCGAGUUCCAUGAGCUGCAAGAGGGCAGCACGGCAGACGUUUUGAAUGCAUCCAUCUGUGGAGAGAUCAUGGAGCUAGUGCUGGUGAAGUACCAGGGUCGCAACUGGAACAGCCACGUGAAGAUCAGUCCAGAUAUGCCCGAAUUCUUCCCCGUCUGUUUCACUAGUGACACCUCUGAGAAGCUCACUGUGGAUGUGUGUGUGCAUGUGUCUCGUGUGGCUGGCAGGCUGAUCCUCUCUGUUUUCAGCCCCUACUGGAUCAUAAACAAGACGUCUCGCGUGCUGCAGUACCGGGCAGAAGAAACCUACGUCAAGCACCCGUCAGACUUCCGAGAUGUGAUCUUAUUCUCCUUCAAGAAGAAGAACAUCUUUAGCAAGAACAAGCUGCAGCUUUGUGUGUCCACAAGCUCCUGGUCAGACGGAUUCUCCUUGGACACUGUGGGCAGUUAUGGGUGUGUCCGCUGCCCGGACAAAACCAUGGACUACCUGGUUGGGGUCAGUAUCCAUAUGAGCAGUUUCAACUUGACCCGUAUCGUGACUAUGAGCCCGUUCUACACUCUGGUGAAUAAAUCUUCCUUUGAGCUAGAGGUGGGAGAGAUGCAAAACGGCAUCGGCAAUGGCAACGUCAGCGGCAAAUGGCACUAUAUCUCGUCCACAGAGUGUUUGCCUCUGUGGCCAGAGUCUAGCACAGGAAGGUUGUGUGUGAGAGUAGUGGGCUCUGAAUCUGCUUCCAAAUCGUUCUUUUUCAACAAGCAAGAUAAUGGAACUCUGCUUAGCAUGGAGCAAUAUGGGGGCAUCAUAGUGGAUGUAAACAUUUCGGACCACUCCACUGUCAUCAGCUUCACUGAUUACUAUGAUGGAGCAGCUCCUGCUCUGCUGGUGAAUCACACACCCUGGGUUACUGUCACGGUCAGACAGAGUGGCUGUGAGGUAUCUCAAGAAUUGAAGCCUGGAGAGGCCCAGCGAUUUGCAUGGGAUGACCCAGCAGGGGUGCGGAAACUGUGCUGGACAUGUCAUGGUCACAGCGGGGAACUGGAUUUGAUUAAGGACGAGUGUGGUCAGUUUGCAUAUGAUGGCCUGGCUCAAGUCCACUGGGUGUCAUUCCUGGAUGGCCGGCAGCGUGUGCUACUCUUCACUGAAGACGUCGCCGUGGUGAGCAAGGCUCGGCAGGCUGAGGAGCUGGAGCAGUUCCAGCAGGAGGUCAACAUCUCGCUGCAGAACCUGGGCCUGUCCCUUAUCAACAAUGACAGUAGACAUGAGAUAGCAUACGUGGGCAUCACUAGUUCUGGUGUGGUAUGGGAGAUGAAGCCAAAGAACCGUUGGAAGUCAUUUAACCGUAAGAAUAUCAGUCUUUUGGAGAAGGCUUACCAGAACCACAUCAGUGGCAAGACUGAGACAGGCUGGGUCAAACUGGAAACAGGCCUGGAGGUGAACUUUGCAAAGCUGCCCAUGCUGAUGAGACACCCCUACUCUUGCACCAUUCGGCGGAACUUCCUGUCUGGGAUACACGUUGAGCUGAAGCAGUCACCGCAUCAGAGGAGCCUACGAGCACAGCUCCACUGGCUGCAGGUGGAUAACCAGCUCACAGGAGCCAUCUUCCCCAUCGUCUUUCACCCUGUUCCUCCUCCCAAAUCAAUUGCUCUGGACACCGAGCCAAAACCCUUUAUUGAUGUGAGCAUCAUUACAAGAUUCAAUGAACACAGCCAAGUCAUGCAGUUUAAAUACUUCAUGGUGCUGGUGCAGGAGAUGGCAGUGAAGAUUGAUCAGGGGUUCUUGGGGGCAAUCCUUGCCCUAUUUACUCCCCCCACAGACUCCCAGGCUGACAAACAGAAGACUAAACUGAUAGAAAGAGAUUUGGAGGUGCUACAGGCUCAGCUGAUGGAGAGCUCCAUUACAGACACUUCAGGCCUCAGCUUCUUCGAGCACUUCCACAUCUCCCCCAUUAAAUUGCAUUUGAGUUUGUCUCUUGGCUCCAGUGGGGAUGAGUCUGAGGAGGGUGACAUGGUUGCCAUCCAGUCACUCAAUCUGCUUCUUAAAAGCAUUGGAGCAACACUUACCGAUGUAGAUGAUCUUAUCUUUAAACUUGCCUUCUUUGAAGUAAAGUACCAGUUCUACCGCAGAGAGAAGCUGAUGUGGGCUGUGAUUAGGCAUUACACGGAACAGUUCUUGAAGCAGAUGUAUGUACUGGUGCUGGGCCUGGAUGUGUUGGGGAAUCCCUUUGGACUGAUCAGAGGCCUUUCAGAAGGGGUUGAGGCCUUCUUCUAUGAGCCCUUCCAGGGGGCUGUUCAAGGGCCAGAAGAGUUUGCAGAAGGCUUUGUCAUCGGUGUGCGUAGUUUGCUGGGCCAUACAGUAGGGGGCGCUGCAGGAAUGGUUUCACGUAUAACAGGUUCAGUAGGAAAGGGCCUGGCAGCUAUCACCAUGGACAAAGAGUACCAGCAGAAACGCAGAGAGGAGAUGAAUAGACCACCCAAGGACUUUGGAGAGAGUCUUGCCAAAGGGGGCAAAGGCCUUCUGAAGGGUGUGGUUGGAGGAGUGACGGGUAUUGUUACCAAACCUGUGGAGGGUGCGAAGAAGGAGGGGGCUGCAGGCUUUUUUAAGGGCAUUGGGAAGGGCCUGGUAGGAGUGGUAGCUAGACCUACAGGGGGCAUUGUGGACAUGGCCAGCAGCACCUUUCAGGGCAUUCAGAGAGGUAACGUAAGAGUGGCGGAGUCAACAGAGGAGGUAACGAAGUUGCGACCUGUCCGGCUCAUCCGAGAAGACGGCAUUAUCCGCCCCUACGUCCAGCAAGAGUCGCACGGCUACGAUCUUUUCCAGAGGUCAGAGAUUAAACAACUUGACGGAGAGAUCUUCAGAGAGCACUUUGAGUAUCCUGGGCACAAAAAAACCAACAUCAUUGUCACCAACAGGAGGGUGAUGUGUGUUAAAGAGAUUGACUUGAUAGGGCAUUUCAACAAAGAAUGGGAGUGCCAGUUUGAACAUUUUCUGCAGCCUCCUUCUACAGACGGCGGAGAUCUGAAGAUUUAUUACAAGGAGCAGAAUAAACUGAAGAUCUUGAAGGACGCUCAGGGUCCGGUGAGGGUCGUUCACCUUAAACAGUCGGAUGCAGCAGAGAAACUGCGUGAUGCCAUCGUGGAGGCCCAGCACGCACGCCAGCAGCAUCAGAUGGUCAGACAGAAAUCCCAGCGCUUCAUCAAAAUGCAGCAAACUGGCAGCCCAGCUUGAGCUGACCCACUGACCACAGCCUUGUGCUGUCCUUCACUACUAAAGCACAAACAAGCACAGUGCUGCAUGUAAACACAGUUUACUGUGCUGCUUUUACAUUUAUAUUCCACAUAUUGUCUAGAUAUACACACCGUGAGCUCGAUUUGCCUAGCAGCUUUUUUUUGGCUUUGGUUCUUGACUAUCGCUCUUCAAUCUGAAAUGACGCAGUGAACACUGUGCAGCUUUAGUUUCAAGCACUUUUGCACUUGUGGCAUCUUAAGAGCCACGUAAAUCCCUAUUGUAGCUAUAUGCAGUUUUUAAUGAGUCAUGCCUGCACUGCAGUCAUCAAUUCAUUUCUGUUCUGAUGAGGGCUGUUAGCUUCCUCCAGUCACAAAUGUUUCUCAUUUUUUGGCCAUGACACUCUCGAUGAGCAUUUUAUUGUGUGUCAUGUCAUUGUCAUGUGAUGUAACACAAUAACACAAAAUUUAUCGUGUUGCUUCUGAAGAUAACGUAGUUCCAGGCACAGCCUUUCGGUCCGAAGCCAUUCCCUCGGAUUCUCUCUCCUUUGAAUGUAUUCUGAGGUUCCUUUAUAGUUAUAUAUGCAUUUUGUAGUGCACUCUGGGUUUCUACAGGAUCGGAUGGUGGAAUUUGAGAGUUCAAACACGAUGGAGAGUAUUUUACUUGGUAUUAGAUACUUCCUUCACAGCUGGGAGGAUCCUUGACUCACAUGCUCCACAAGUCCUGCUUGGUUCUGUUUGCUGAGUUCACUGGGGCUUUCUUUGUUCUUAAAUUACCCCACUGUUAACUUGUGUUAUUUCUUUGGAUAUUUCUCUGAUUGAUGUAUUAUGAUUACCAAAACAUGUAUCUCUUAACUAGUAACUGUAAAUUUGGUAAUUAGCAUAAUGAUGUGGUUGAUCACAUAUCAAAACAUGAAACCAUCCAUCUAGACAUUAUUGCUUUACAUGGCUUUAUUGUGAAGACGGAAUCGUGAAUUGUACCACUUUCAGUGAUGAAAGUACUGUUCUUGAAGGAAAAAAGUAAGUUUGCUUUAUUUUUCUAUUGAAGUAAUGCACUUUAUUUUUUUUCUUAUGAAGAACAAAGAUCAUUAAGUUUAAUAAGUAAUAAUAAGUAAUACUUUUUUUGUGGAAUUCCAUUCUAAAAAUUAUGUUUACUGAAUUUAGGUGAAGGCUUUACGAUGCAAACGAGAAUCUAGAACCACCAAAGAAAAAUCCCAUCCAGAAAUACAAUAAACUUCUUUCAUGCUCAGACAUAAAUCUCAGUCUCUGCACUGCGCUAGUUAUAGAAGUUGUCAGAGUCCUUUUACAGUCAUGUGUCAGAGACCAUUUCUUCCACAAUCUCCACAUCUUCAAAGCUCAGUCUUAGUACUUGGUUCCUUUUGCUAGUGGAAAGUGAAUGUACUGAAAAAUGAAGAACUUUUAAUAAAUGAAGGCUGGUCUCUGACUUUUGCACAA
This is a messenger RNA of Pygocentrus nattereri (red-bellied piranha), 13121 nucleotides long. It is a transcript of the gene vps13c, whose product is annotated as vacuolar protein sorting 13 homolog C. Gene Ontology annotation, cellular component: extrinsic component of membrane. The record is from RefSeq and is a predicted model, not a curated record. Bases 319 to 11670 code for a protein of 3783 amino acids. The transcript has 88 exons. Gene Ontology annotation, biological process: protein targeting to vacuole; protein retention in Golgi apparatus; mitochondrion organization. Lineage: Eukaryota; Metazoa; Chordata; Actinopteri; Characiformes; Serrasalmidae.